AAUACAUGUAUUUCUCAAAACAACUUUAAUUUGGUGCCAACAUAUAUAGCAGCAAAGCAGCCAGAAAUUUCAGAUCUUUGAAAACAACUCAUCAUUUCUGAGUUGCACUUGUGAUAUUGUGUGUGGCAUUUCCAUUCUAUGUGGAUGAGUGAAGAGUGAGACACAAAAAGAGACAUGUUUCGUUCUGCAAGAUGGUGGACCGACAGGAACAGAGUCAAAGCUCUUUUCAAGCUCCAUUUCCAUCUCACACAGGUGAAUGAAUGUGGGGUGGAUGCAUUGGUGCUGUCAAUAGUUCCAGGGGACUUUGGAAAACCAACCACCAGAUUGGAUCAAGCUACAGUUAGAAAUGGAGUUUGUACAUGGCAUAAUCCUGUAUAUGAAACUGUCAAGUUCAUUCAAGACCCAAAGACUGGCAAAUUCACUGACAAAUUAUAUCAAUUUUUGCUUUCAACGGGUUCAUCAAAAGGUAGCUCCAUUGGGGAGGCUUCUAUAAAUAUUGCUGACUAUGCUGAGGCCACAAAACCAUCCUAUCUCUCUCUUCCCAUCAGGAUUUCUCAUUCUGAUGCUCUUUUGCAUGUAUCCAUCCAGAGGAUUCAAGAAAAUAGUGAUCAAAGAGAAGAAGAGGAAUGUGAAGAUGCCAAACAAAAAUCCCAUGAUUGGAUCAUAAGCAACCAUUUAAGCAAUGCAGACAUAGAUGAAAGCACUAGAAGCAACUCUUCUGAAGAAGUCACUGCCAAAGCAAUGAACAAUAGAGAAGAAUUGAGUGUUAAUUGCAGCACAUCUAGUGAAUCUGACACUACAUUGUCAAGUUCAGAUGACAGCUCUGGACUUGAUAGUCCCCGAAAACUUGGACUGAAAAGAAAAAAGAACAUCCAUCCCAGCAAAAAUGUGUUUCUUUCAGGUAUGAACCACAAUUCAAAAUCUCAAAAACUUGUUAUCAGUGACUCCACAACACAAAUGCAUGAUGAUAUGCAUCAGAGAAUACACUUUGAUUGGCCACCAGGCGAUUCGACAAACGGCUCCAACCGUGACAUUCCAAAGGAAGAUUUCGAAGAAUCACAUCCUACAGAGACUGAAAAACUCAAGGCUGAGCUUGCUGCAUUGGCUAGGCAUGUGGAUGUGUCAGACAUGGAACUACAGACCCUUAGAAAGCAGAUUGUGAAGGAAACCAAAAGAGGGCAAGACCUCUCAAAGGAAAUCCUUAUCUUGAAAGAGGAAAGAGACGCAUUCAAGUUGGAAUGUGAGAAUCUCAAGUCUUUCCACAAGCGAAUGGACGAGGCCAGAUUGCGAAGCAGGUCGCAAUUGGAAACCAGAGAUCUCGGCGCUUUCGUGGAAGAAAUCCGGCAGGAAUUGAGUUAUGAAAAGGACAUGAACGCCAAUCUCCGGCUACAGUUAAAGAAGAUGCAAGAAUCAAAUGCUGAACUGGUUCUUGCUGUGCAGGACCUUGAAGAAAUGCUGGAGCAAUCACAGUGUAAUAACAAAGACUCCAAGGAGCUAGUAGAAACAGAAAUGGAGAAGCUUGUACAGAGACAAAGCAACGGUAAUAACGAUACAGAAGCACUUGAGAAGAAGAUUAUAGACCUCUAUGGUGAAAUAGAGAUGUACAGAAGGGACAAAGAUGAUUUAGAGGUACAACUGGAACAACUUGCAUUAGACUAUGAGAUAUUGAAACAGGAGAAUCAUAGCAUUGUGUAUAAGCUUGAGCAAAGCCAAGUUCAAGAACAAUUGAAAAUGCAUUAUGAAUGUUCAUCUCCUCCUCCUCCUCCUAAUAAUAAUGAUCCUGAUCUUGAAAUGCAUAUUGAGAAUCUAGAGAAGCAACUCAAAGAACAGUCAGAAGAUUUCUCGAAUUCUCUUGCUACUAUUAAGGAACUCGAAACGCAUAUCAGGAGAUUGGAGGAAGAAUUCGAUAAGAAGAAACAUGGAUUCGAAGCUGACCUAGAAGCAGUGACGCGCGACAAAGUUGAACAUGAGCAGAGAGCCAUCAAAGCAGAGGAAGCUUUGCGGAAGACAAGAAUGGCGAAUGCUAAAACUGCCGAGAGGCUGCAAGAGGAGUUUAGAAGGCUCUCGUCUCAAAUGACCUCCACAUUUGACGCCAAUGAGAAAGCUGCCAUGAAAGCAUUGAAAGAAGCGAGCCAACUGCGUUCGCAGAAGAGUUUACUAGAAGAAAUGCUGCGAAAAGCUAAACAAGAGAUUCAGUUGCUUCAAUCUGAUUAUGAUUUAAAACUCGAUGAUCUCUCAAAUCAAAUGAAUACAAUGACGGUUCAGAUUCAACAGAUGAAGCUGGAGAUCGAGGACAAGACAAAGCAGCUAGAAGAUCAGAAGAAGAACGGGGAACAAGCUGGUAGCGAUUUCUCUGAGGAGAUUCGAGUGCUUAAGGCAGAGAAUGAAGAUCUGAACGGAGAGAUUUGGCGGUUACGCGAGCAAGUAGAAGGAAAUGAAAGUCGUAGAAAUGAGUUGGAACUAAUGAAGAAAUCGAUGGAGGAAUCCGAGGAAAUGUUACAGAGAGGAAGUGCCGAAAGAAAUGAACUGGUGAGUACGAUUGCAUUGUUAAAGAAGGAAGCAGAGCAGUCAGUUAACGAGGCUAGGCGAUUGGAGAAGGAGGUGGAAGCAGUUAGAGCUCAAUACAGUGAGUUGAAAGGUUCGAUUUCGGAAGAGGUCGCAGAGAAAGAAAAACUUAGGAAGCAAGUUUUGCAGAUGAAGAGUGAGAUCAAGAAGAAGGAGGAUGCGUUAAGCAGCAUGGAGAGGAGGCUUAAGGAUAGUUUGAAGAACAAGAAAACUGCUUCAGCUCCUCAGAAUUCAAAAGACAUAGCAAGUCUGAGGGAAAAAAUCAAAAUGCUUGAGGGACUUGUAAAGUCAAAGGAAAAAGCAUUGGAGAGUUCAUCAAGUUCAUUCUUGAAUAAGGAGAAGGAACUCCAGACCAAAAUUGACGAGUUGGAGAAUAAAGUGGAGGAAUUCAAUCAGAUUAUUGCUUUGCAGCAGGUUUCUCAGGAUUUAAGCAUUAUUUCUUCAAAAGAUGUAUGUGAUGAAAAGGAGAUGGUAAGUGAGUUGACGGAAAGAAACAAGUCAAUGGAAAGCGAACUAAAAGAGAUGCAAGAGAGAUACUUAGAAAUGAGCCUCAAAUUUGCAGAGGUAGAAGGUGAGAGACAACAGCUUGUUAUGACUCUGCGCAACCUCAACCUCAACCUCAAGGCUAUUAACAAACCCUAAUUAGUACU
This is a messenger RNA of Arachis stenosperma, 3215 nucleotides long. RefSeq lists its product as uncharacterized. The coding region runs from base 175 to 3207 and encodes 1010 amino acids. The transcript has 8 exons. The record is from RefSeq and is a predicted model, not a curated record. Lineage: Eukaryota; Viridiplantae; Streptophyta; Magnoliopsida; Fabales; Fabaceae.